AUGGCUCUAAAUGAAAGAUCUCACGAGGAUUAUACUAUCGGAUGGAUAUGCGCACUGCCGCUCGAGAUGGCAGCAUCCAAAGCGACUCUUGACCAAUUACAUCCACGAUUGCCUCAAUCCCCAGACGAUCAUAAUGUGUAUACCUUGGGAGAACUAUAUGGUCACAACAUAGUGAUUGCCUGUCUACCGCCUAGUAUCUAUGGUAUCUAUUCUGCGAGUCUUGUUGCAACCCACAUGCUUCACACGUUCCCAGCGCUCCGGUUCACUCUUUUAGUAGGCAUCGGGGGCGGCGUACCGAGAGACAGAAAUGAUAUUAGGCUUGGUGAUGUAGUGGUCAGCAAGCCAACAGGUACUUUUGGUGGAGUUGUGCAGUAUGACCUUGGAAAGUCCAUCGGUAGCAAUCGCCUCCAGCGUACCGGCGCUUUGAACAAACCACCGGCCAUUCUACUAGCAGCAAGCUCGCAUUUACAGGCAGACCAUAUGAUCGGCAACUCUCAAAUUCCUUUUCAUCUGGCAAAUAUCAUGGCGCGAUUCCCCAAACGUACCAGUCCUUCUUACCCCGGCUGCGAGUACGAUAUUCUUUUUCAACCGCAGUAUCAACAUGUGGGAGAUCCAAAUGCGAUAUGCAAUAAUUGCAGCUAUGGACACAUAGUUCCUCGUCCACCGCGCCCGUCAAGCAAUCCCCAAAUCCACUAUGGCUUGAUCGCCUCAGGGAAUCAAGUAAUUAAACACGGCGUGAUGAGAGACGAUAUCGCGGGCGAUCUUGGUGGUGAUAUUCUAUGCUUUGAAAUGGAGGCGGCAGGACUUAUGAAUGACUUCAAAUGCUUAGUGAUACGAGGAAUUUGCGACUAUGCGGACUCGCAUAAGAACAAAAUCUGGCAACCCUAUGCAGCAGUGGCAGCAGCCGCCUAUGCAAAGGAGCUGUUAUCGGUCAUCCCUGUGGUACAGAUACAGACGAGCCCAAAAGCGUACACCGAGUGA
Penicillium longicatenatum is the source of this 981-nucleotide messenger RNA. Its product is annotated as 5'-methylthioadenosine/S-adenosylhomocysteine nucleosidase family protein. The transcript has a single exon. The record is from RefSeq and is a predicted model, not a curated record. Bases 1 to 981 code for a protein of 326 amino acids. Gene Ontology annotation, molecular function: catalytic activity. NCBI's taxonomy places the organism in Eukaryota, Fungi, Ascomycota, Eurotiomycetes, Eurotiales, Aspergillaceae. Gene Ontology annotation, biological process: nucleoside metabolic process.